This is a messenger RNA of Cornus florida, 794 nucleotides long. Its product is annotated as eukaryotic translation initiation factor 5A-4-like. Gene Ontology annotation, biological process: positive regulation of translational termination; positive regulation of translational elongation. Gene Ontology annotation, molecular function: RNA binding; translation elongation factor activity; ribosome binding. Lineage: Eukaryota; Viridiplantae; Streptophyta; Magnoliopsida; Cornales; Cornaceae. The record is from RefSeq and is a predicted model, not a curated record. The transcript is spliced from 5 exons. The coding region runs from base 115 to 597 and encodes 160 amino acids.
UUAUAAGGGUUCGUGACGGAGUGAAUCAAAACUCCGAUAAAAAGCUGUUGUCUUCCUCCUCAUCAGAAGUCUUCCUUCCUCAACCGUCACCGUCUUAGAGAGAGAUUGAGAGAGAUGUCGGACGAAGAACAUCAGUUCGAGGCGAAGGGCGAUGCAGGGGCCUCCAAGACCUACCCACAGCAGGCUGGGACGAUCCGCAAGAACGGAUACAUAGUCAUCAAGAACAGGCCAUGCAAGGUUGUGGAGGUGUCUACCUCAAAAACAGGCAAGCAUGGGCAUGCAAAGUGCCACUUUGUGGGAAUUGAUAUUUUCAAUGGAAAGAAGCUUGAGGAUAUUGUUCCUUCAUCUCACAACUGUGAUGUUCCCCAUGUUAAUCGUACUGACUAUCAGCUGAUAGAUAUCUCUGAAGACGGCUUUGUGAGUCUGUUAACUGAAAAUGGAAACACCAAGGAUGACCUGAGGCUUCCCACCGAUGACAAUCUGCUUACGCAGAUUAAAGAUGGGUUUGCUGAAGGAAAAGACCUCGUGGUGUCUGUCAUGUCUGCAAUGGGAGAAGAGCAGAUCAACGCUCUCAAGGACAUUGGUCCUAGAAAUUAGAUAUUUGGCCAUGGCAGUGCUAAUGCUAUGGGCUAUGGGCGUGCAACAAACUUCUAUUAAUAUGUCCGUUUAGUUAUGUAACUAAGACUCGCUGUAUGAUGCGAGAGGGAGAAUGAAAUGAAGAGACGAGCAAUGCUGAUCCCCUUUAAAGGCACCAUGCUUUUAAAGCAGGACUGUAAUUAUCUAUUUUAUAUCAA